Messenger RNA from Pelmatolapia mariae (spotted tilapia), 1992 nucleotides. RefSeq names its product alpha-1,3-galactosyltransferase 2-like. Gene Ontology annotation, molecular function: hexosyltransferase activity. The transcript is spliced from 7 exons. Lineage: Eukaryota; Metazoa; Chordata; Actinopteri; Cichliformes; Cichlidae. Gene Ontology annotation, biological process: carbohydrate metabolic process. Bases 184 to 1197 code for a protein of 337 amino acids. The record is from RefSeq and is a predicted model, not a curated record. Gene Ontology annotation, cellular component: membrane; Golgi apparatus; vesicle.
AUAGUUUACACAAGUGCACUUACCCUACACGGAAACACAAAGACAUUUUAUGGCACUCCUGUCAAGUAGUUUUCCGCUAUACGCGCCUUAACCAGUCACUGAGACAGACUGCGAUUUCUUGCCAUCUCUAAAACUACAGGUUAUUUCUCAGUGUUGUCUGGUGAAGUUGAAGCACUGUGAACUAUGAGAUGCUUCCAGAAGAUAAAGUGCACGCUGAAAUGUUUGCUCUGGGUUCCGGCUGCACUCUGUGCUCUCUACUUCACAUGUCCAUCCGUGCAUAUUUUCAUAGGUUUCCUACCCAUGGAAAAAUGCUCACUGGAAAAUGGAAAGCUGCCAACCCUGGACAACAGCGUUGAUGUUAACCUCCACUUUUGGUCUCGAACUGACGUUCAAACAUGCACAACUUGGAAAGCUCCUAUUAUCUGGGAGGGGAUGUUUGACCCAAAAAUUUACGACCAGAACCACAAGAAGGAAGGAUCCUCUGUUGCUCUAACAGUGUUUGCUGUGGGAAGGUACUUGGACGAAUACCUUGAGACCUUUCUGAACUCCUCAGAACAUCACUUUAUGGUGGGUUUGCCUGUGUCCUACUACGUAUUUACCGACAUGCCAGAGAAGGUCCCACACAUCGAUCUCGGUCCUCAGCGAACCUUGAAAGUGAUCAAAGUGCAACGGCACUCAAGAUGGCAGGACAUUUCGAUGAUACGAAUGAAGACGAUAUCAGAUGUCAUAGAGUCUGAUAUUCGCCACCACUCCACCCAUGUCUUCUGCUUCGAUGUAGAUCAGGUGUUCACUGGGAGAUUUGGCUCAGAGGCUCUGGGAGACUCUGUGGCUCUGCUCCACGCCUACUACUACCACCUUCCAAAGAGUUUCUAUACUUAUGACCGAAACCCAAAAUCCAAGGCUUACAUGGAAACCGGGGAUUUCUACUAUCAUGCUGCUGUCUUUGGAGGCUCAUGGAAAAGCGUAAAAUCUCUGGCUGAGACCUGCUACCAAAACAUCAUGGAGGAUAAACAAAAUAAUGUGGAGGCUUUGUGGCACGAUGAAAGUCACCUAAACAAAUACCUGUGGCUGCACAAACCCAGCAGGGUGCUUUCUCCAGAGUACUGCUGGGAUACCCAAAUCGGCUACAGGAGUGACAUUCAAGUCACUCGACUGCUAUGGGCACCAAAACAAUAUGAUAAACUGCGCACACAUUAGUAUUUCUUGGAAUUACACACAAAACCAUGCAAAUUCAGCAACUCUAAUAGCAUGAAAACUAUAUGAAAACACAUUUUUCUAUGUACUCACGAAAUAUGCAAAAGUUGGCAACCAUUUCAAAUAACGGUAUGAAAACAAUAUGGCAAACAAGCAAAGCAAACUACAUAUAAUAUACAAUUUUAGCUAGUCUUUAUCCCAUUUCUUCAGCUUCACUUUUUUUUUUUUUUUUGUACUGAUGUCAUAGUCACAUUAUGUGGUAAAAUACAUUUCUGGUUUCCAAGUAUUAAGCACAGGCGGCUGAUCUGUUAAAAAUUAAACCCUGUAUUUGAAUUUCAUAUAAAGUUAUUUUGCAUUCCAGGAAUUAAGAUCAACUGCAGCUCAUUAUUCUUCCUUGAUGAAAACCUGGGUAUAAGCCUGUGUUCUGAAUAUUAGAGUCAUAAUUUUUAAACAUCAUUUAUAACACAGGAACUUUGAACCAAAGGUUUAGGGUUCAUUGUCAGCUCGUGCUGUUUUUACAAGUGUGCUAUUAAUUGGUGUUAUGUUGAAAAAUGAUGGAACUGUUUUCUAUAUUUAUAUUGUUGGGGUAUAAUGAAUGUUGGUGAGUACAGCUGCAAGUUAUUUUGUACUGAUAUGAAUAAAAUUACAUCUGUAGGCCAUUACUGAAUUCUCUACCAACCUUCGUGGUAGAUGUAAGGAUUUUAAAGAGCUGUUUUGACAGUUUGAGACACGUCCGUGUGCGCAUUAAGUGCCUUUCUGCAAUAAUAAUGGCCGUGUUUGCUUUUCUUUUGAUUAAAA